AUGGCACCUCAACGCCAGCCUCUGCCACGCCAUGGCUCGUCUCAAAUGUCAGAUCUCGAUGUCCAGUCCGACAUGCAGUGCCCACCGACUCCUCUCCUCGAAGGUAGGCACAUGCUACGCCGCGAAAAGCCCCUCGACCUGGAGAAGUGUCAAGACAGCACCCGUUUCAGCAAAGAGGUUGAGGGAGGGAAGCAGAUAUACGCACUCUUCGGAGUUGAAUUCUUCCCUGACUCCAUUUCUUCUACGGAAAAGGACGACCUUGUUCGUGCCUCCAACAAGUAUCACGCUCUGCAGGUCGCAUUGUGGAUUUUUAUCUGGUUCGGCGGACCAGUCGUCAUCUCCAUCGUGGGCUGCCUUCCGAAGGAGUCACUCGCGGAACACGAAACAUUGAUCAAGAGCACCGUACUCGCUGUGGUCAUCGCUAUGAUCAUCGCGCUUCAUCAGCUUACGGUGCUGGCGGUUAAGACGGUGGUGCAGUGGGUCGGAGAUCCGACAGACCGAAUUUCUCGUGUUUGGUUGUGCUGUUACAGUCUGUUGACUCCGCUUAUUGCCAUCGCGAUGGCGGCGCGGCUGGGCGUGUCGGUGCAGGUGAGCAUCAAUGCGUAA
Molecule: messenger RNA, 606 nt
Organism: Zasmidium cellare ATCC 36951
Lineage: Eukaryota; Fungi; Ascomycota; Dothideomycetes; Mycosphaerellales; Mycosphaerellaceae
Exons: 2
Coding region: 1-606 (201 amino acids)
Source: RefSeq, a predicted model, not a curated record